Molecule: messenger RNA, 672 nt
Organism: Metarhizium brunneum ARSEF 3297
Lineage: Eukaryota; Fungi; Ascomycota; Sordariomycetes; Hypocreales; Clavicipitaceae
Molecular function (GO): acyltransferase activity, transferring groups other than amino-acyl groups
Source: RefSeq, a predicted model, not a curated record
AUGAUGAAGUCUUCUCCUUUGGAGUGGGUAAUGGUCAAGACGACCCUCCCAUCUUCUCCUCUUCCACCCUUGGACACUCGUCCAGAGAUUCGGACUGAGCGACUGGUUCUACGCUCGACGUUGGAAAGCGAUUUGGAGGGAUGGCAUGCUCUGCGCCUCCAACCGGAGGUUAUGAAAUGGACUGGGCAGGGAAAACCAGAUCCGGAUAUCGACUGGUCUAGGGAGAAGUUGAAGCAGAGGCUGUCACCAGAAGGCGAUGCCAAGUACGAAUACAUUGUUUGCCUGGCUGACACAGGAGAGAUGAUAGGGAUCGCAGGUAGCCAUAUGCUGGUGGGAGAGCUGGGAUGGCCUGUGAUCGGGUACAUGCUUCGUAAGGAGUUUUGGGGCAAAGGGUAUGCUACGGAACUAGUGCAUGCGUUUUUGAAAGCCUGGUGGGCGCUUCCACGCGCUGAUGUCGACGUAAGGGUAGAGAAGAGCACAGCGGUGGAGGGAGACGAUGGUAAAGUGAGGGAAUGCAUUGUUGCUGUGACGCUUGACAACAAUACGCCAAGCCAGAGGGUUCUCGCCAAGGCGAAUAUGUAUUUUGUUAAGGCUUGGGACGAGGUUGAUAAGCAGGAUCAGUCACUGACUGAGACUCUGUACGGCUAUGUGGCUAAACGGCCGAUGUCGUAA